CUCAAAAUUGCCCGUCUUGUUCUGGAUAUUUGGCGGUGGUUUCGAAUUGGGCUGGAAUUCUAUGUACGACGGUGUACCAUGGGUGACGGAUUCAGUCAAACAGGGACUACCCAUAAUUGUGGUCACCGUCAACUACCGAGUUGGAGGAUUUGGAUUCAUGCCAGGGAAGGAAAUUUUGGCUGACGGCUCUUCGAACCUGGGACUGCUGGACCAACGCCUCGGACUACAAUGGAUUGCAGACAACAUCGAGGCAUUUGGUGGAGAUCCUACUAAGGUGACGAUCUGGGGUGAGUCGGCUGGUGCCAUCUCAGUCUUUGAUCAUAUGAUCAUGUAUGAUGGGAACAAUACGUACAAGGGCGAGCCUUUAUUUCGAGGUGCAAUAAUGAACUCGGGAAGCGCUAUCCCAGCCGACCCUGUCGAUUGCGCUAAAGGACAGGUUGUAUAUGACACGGUCGUCGCGGCCGCAGGGUGCUCAUCUGCGGUUGACACACUAGAUUGUUUGAGGGCAGUCGACUAUGAGACGUUUUUAAAUGCAUCCAACUCUGUUCCGGGGCUGCUAAGCUACACUUCUGUUUCUCUGUCUUAUCUACCUCGUCCAGAUGGCACAGUCCUCACCGACUCUCCUGAGGUUCUAGGCCAGGAAGGGAAAUUUGCCCGUGUCCCUGUGAUUAUUGGCGAUCAGGAAGAUGAGGGGACACUCUUCGCGCUUUUUCAAUCGAAUAUCACGACCACGGACGAACUGGUGGACUAUCUUUUGACAGUCUUCUUCCAUGAUGCCAACCAGACUUUGAUCGAGGACUUCGUGUCGCUGUACGCCGACAUCAGCACUGACGGCUCGCCAUUUCGCACGGGACUCUUCAAUAACUGGUAUCCAGAGUUCAAGCGCCUCGCAGCAAUUCUCGGCGACCUUACAUUCACCCUAACACGGCGGGCGACACUUGAAAUUGCCACGAGUGUGGCUCCCGACCUGCCCGUAUGGUCGUACCUGUCAUCUUACGACUAUGGCACGCCGAUCAUGGGAACAUUCCAUGGCAGUGAUAUCCUCCAGGUAUUUUUUGGUAUCCUUCCAAAUUAUGCGUCAGCCAGCUUCCGCGCGUAUUAUAUCUCGUUCGUGAACAAUCUCGACCCGAAUGUUGGUAAUAACUAUUCGAACUGGCCGCAGUGGAGCGAAAAGAAGCAGCUGCUCAAUAUGUAUCCCCUCUACAGCCAGCUGAUUAUCGACAACUUUAGGUCAGAUGUAGUCGACUUUCUGUUGCCUAAUAUCGCGAGUUUUCAUAUCUGAAGGAUUCAAACCCAAGUCUGUGCGAUGCUUGCAUGGAGAAAUAAUUGUGUUUAUGUCAUUAAAAAAAUAUAGUUUGAGCACGUAUGCACC
Messenger RNA from Talaromyces proteolyticus, 1372 nucleotides. Its product is annotated as Alpha/Beta hydrolase protein. The transcript has a single exon. The coding region runs from base 62 to 1282 and encodes 406 amino acids. NCBI's taxonomy places the organism in Eukaryota, Fungi, Ascomycota, Eurotiomycetes, Eurotiales, Trichocomaceae. The record is from RefSeq and is a predicted model, not a curated record.